Exophiala bonariae is the source of this 1281-nucleotide messenger RNA. RefSeq lists its product as uncharacterized. Gene Ontology annotation, biological process: cardiolipin acyl-chain remodeling; inner mitochondrial membrane organization. NCBI's taxonomy places the organism in Eukaryota, Fungi, Ascomycota, Eurotiomycetes, Chaetothyriales, Herpotrichiellaceae. Bases 1 to 1281 code for a protein of 426 amino acids. The transcript has a single exon. Gene Ontology annotation, cellular component: mitochondrial membrane. Gene Ontology annotation, molecular function: 1-acylglycerophosphocholine O-acyltransferase activity. The record is from RefSeq and is a predicted model, not a curated record.
AUGCCCGGCCGUGGUAAUGGGCAGUCUCCAACACCAGGACAGCUGCGCUCCCCUCAUUUUCACCACCACCCACAUCAAGAUCUAUAUAGCAAUGUCGAACAGCCUAGUUUCCUCUGGCGGGGCGCCUCCUACCAGACCAUGUUGGCCGUCGGAGCAUUAUGCCGCACAUUUCUCUUUGGGCUGAACAGGACUCAGGUCAAUGGUUUACCCCGAUUCCUCGACCUCCUCAAGUCUCGCAGUGAUUACAACACUCGAAGACGCGGUCUACUGACUGUUUCUAAUCAUAUCUCUGUCAUGGACGAUCCUUUGAUAUGGGGAGUUCUCCCACUGUCCUUUACGGCCUUUCACGGCUAUCAGAACCAUCGUUGGGGAUUUGGCAGCCACGAUAUCUGUUUCCAAGGCUCUCUCUUGUCCCACUUCUUCACUUUAGGUCAAGUCCUUCCAACCCAUCGCAGUGCCCAUUCUCCAUACGGCGGUCCCUUCCAAGCCACCAUGACUGAGGGUGUACGCAUGUUUUCGAAUAUCUCUACUCGGAAGCCCGCUUUCUGUCCACACAAUAAUCCUCGCUUCCAUUCUGGCUACCACAUUCCAUCUUUCCCGCGAGACUGUGUUGAUCCGUUUUCCGACAUCGACCUCGCUCCCUCCUACCCUUCUUCCCCUUCCGACGUACGUUGGUACCUCUCACCUUCACGGUACGCCUCGAAUGCAUAUAGUUGGAUCCAUAUUUUCCCCGAAGGCAUGAUUCAUCAGUCGGCCCCAACUCCGGAGAAUAACAAUAAGUCGGAAUAUACAAUGCGUUACUUCAAAUGGGGCGUCGCCCGUCUGAUCUUGGAGCCACCCGAAUGCCCAGAUGUGGUACCCAUGUUCAUUGAAGGCACCGACCAGGUGAUGCACGAGUCCCGCACGUUCCCACGUUUCAUCCCUCGAGCCGGCAAAGACAUAACGGUAACAUUCGGCCAAGAACUCGAUCUCGAAAGCACAUUCGGUGAUCUACGUCGGCGCUGGCGCAAAUUGUGCGAACAAGACGCCCGAGCCAACGGCACGGAUGAAUGGGAUGAACUCACAUUAGGCAUCGUCCCUGAGAGUCUAGCUCAGCACCCGGAAGCUAUUGAACUACGGAAGGAAUGUACGAGACGUGUGAGAGAUGCGGUCCUCAAGGUUCGGAGAGGUCGUGGCUAUAGGGAUGAAGAUCCCAAGAGUGGUGCUGUUGAGACCUGGGCGGAAGAGGGCCCUAAGAGAGAGGGCCGAAUGGAUGAUGGCAGUUGGGUCAAAGAUACCUGA